AUGCCUCCAUCUCCCCUUGACGACAGAAUUGUGGUGGCGCUGCCAAGGCCGAUCCGACCUCAGGAACUCCGACUGUGCCUGGACACCAGCUACCUGGACACCACCGUCACCAGCCCCGGCAGCAAGACGACGGUCAUCAGCACCACGGUGGUGAAGAUCCGGGCGACCAACCUCACGUAUAUGCCCUCAUCCAACGGCUCCACGCGCUCCCUGUCGUGUGGAUGCAGCAGUACCAGCUGCUGCUCGGUCACCACCUACGAGAAGGACAGCCAGCACAACCAGCGCCACCAGCAGAGCCACGUGAGCCAGGUUAGUGCCAGCAGCCCCAACCUCAGCUAUGCUGGACCCGCCUCUUCCUCCUCCAACCCAAUGGGCAUGGUCCACCAUGAGGCCUUUAGCGACCCCAGUCUCACCUCUGUGCCACCCAAGGCUCUAGGGUCCACCGUGCGGGUCAUCCACCCCAAUGAGCUGGCCAAGCGGAUGGCCAGGUGCCCCAUGGGCCACCCGGUCGGGCCAGUCCCGGUCAUCAUUGAUUGCCGACCGUUCAUGGAGUACAAUAAGAGCCACAUCCAGGGCGCAGUGCACAUCAACUGUUCGGACAAGAUCAGCCGGCGGCGGCUGCAGCAGGGCAAGAUCACAGUGCUGGACCUCCUGUCGUGCCGCGAGUCUUCCGGCAAGGACUCCUUCAAAAGCAUCUUCUCCAAAGAGAUUGUGGUGUACGACGAGAACACCAUGGAUCCCCAGAGGGUGACCUCCUCGCAGCCCCUCCAUGUGGUCCUGGAUUCGCUGAGGAGGGAGGGCAAGGACCCCAUCGUUCUCAAAGGUAGGACGAAGUUCAGUGCUCAUAUUCACAAAGUGUCUCAGAAAAGGAAGUGUAGGAGUGCUGAUCUAGGAUCAGUUUUGCCUUUCAGAUCAUAAUCUUGAGGUUCUCCGGAGGUUGUGUCGAAGCUUCAAAGAGUCAAAGUAGAAACACCAGGGAUGUUAAAUGGAAUGGUUGACGGAUGAGGGAAGAGGAUGAGGUCUUUCAUAUAAAAAGCCUACAGGACUGUUUUAAUUUUAUAAUUUUUUUUAGCUUUGGUUUGUCUCUGAGAGGAUGAGAGAGAUUGGUUUACAUAGCUGUAAGUUGGUCCGUCCAAGUCCUUUUCCAGAGGCUAGUCUUUAUGCUUCUGUUGUGAAGGAGAUAGAAGUUUAGAUGGCAAUAGGCAAUGAAGUUGGUCGAGGUGCAAUGGUGAUAUUUGCUAUUGAAUGUAUGUCCCUGAUGAAUAGGCUCAUGUUAGGUGUAAAGUAGAUGUAAGGACUUUGUCUUGUCUCCAUUGUGUGUAAGCCUCUUACACUGUAACUCACACUGUCAUUUACUGUGGACUACCCAUAUAAACCACAGUAUGAAGCCCUAAGCUGACACUUCACACACGCACGCACGCACGCACCACACGCACACACACACACACACACACACACACACACACACACACACACACACACACACACACACACAGAGAGAACUUAAUUCGGCAGGCAGCUCUAGUCCUGCCAGGGUAUGUAACAUGCUUUGGCUGUUGUGCAGAGACUAGGAGGCAGCUGUUAGUAAAUACUGAGCCCUGUUGAGGCAGCAGCCUCUGGGUUAGUGCCAUGUUUUCUAUCUUCGGUUUGUGUGUGUCUGUGUGUGAGUGUUUGUGUGUGUGCAGAGCUGGAGCAGCAGCAGGCUGUGUUCUGGGUUGGGGGCUGGGACAUGUGUGUCUGCCGUCUUGCAGGGAGAUCAUACUGUAGCACCUUGAUGCCAUCCCAUCCUCCCACGGCUCUACUGUCCUCCCUCCUCUCCUCUCGACUUGAUGGCUUCCUCCAUUCCUUCCCCCUUCCUUCCUCCCUCGCCCUCCCUCUGCGUCCGUCUCUGUCUGCGGCGGUGGGGAAACGGGGAGCGGGCUACAGCCGAGCAGAAUGUCUUGGUCUUUUUUUCUGAUUUAAUUCCCCUGAAAAGCAGGCAUCUGCUGCUGCAGGAAUCCAACGACUCAGCCUCAGCCCUGAGCUCCAUCGACCCUGUAUCUCCUGAUAUGUAUGACUCUGUCUCGGCCGGUCUCAACCCCCACUACCGUACAGCAGAGAACACUGUGUGUGUGUCCGUGUGUGUGUGUGUGUGUGUGUGUGUGUGUGAAGGAACAGUGGUCAUGUGGGUUUCCCAGCGUCAGUGUAAUUUAUAACCAGACAUGAUUAAUUCUAAUAUUGAUCAUGGAGGGUCUUAGUGGUGAAUGGGAUGAAUUGGAUCCUGUAGAAGAGAGGCCUCUAACCAUAGACAUAGGAUGCGUCCCAAAUGGCACCAUAUUCCAUAUAUACUGGAAUAGGGUGCCAUUUGGGAUGCAGUCCUAGUCUUUUUAGAGCCUUGAAAAAUAAAAGGAACAUGUUAUUUUCUUCAUCUUCUUUCAUUCCUCUUCAUUCCUCUUUUUUUUUUUUUUUUUUUUUUUUUAACUUUAGUCAAGUUUUGUUGGAUCGAGAACUUGUGGGCAUUUUUAAUCAGUUAUGACCCUGCAAUCAAAAGCCAGAAAUACACUACAUGGCCAAAAGUAUGUGGAUACCCCUUCAAAUUUGUGGAUUCGGCUAUUUCAGCCACACCCGUUGCUGACAGAUGUAUAAAAUCGAGCACACAGCCAUGCAAUCUCCAUAGACAAACAUUGGCAGUAGAAUGGCCUGUACUGAAUAGCUCAGUGACUUUCAACGUGGCACUGUCAUAGGAUGCCACCUUUCCAACAAGUAAAUUCUUCAAAUUUCUGCCGUGAUAGAGCUGCCCCGGUCAACUGUAAGUGUUGUUAUUGUGAAGUGGAAACGUCUAGGAGCAACAACAGUUCAUCCACAGGCCACACAUGCAUACAAACACACGAUAACAUAUGCACUAUACACACAUGUACACAUGGAUUUUGUGUUAUAGAUAUGUGGGAGAAGAGUAGAGGCCUGAGGGCACACACUUAAUAGGUUGUGAAAUCUGUUAUGAAUGUAUUGUAAUAUUUUUCAAAUGUAUAAUUAAUUUUGCUGGACCCCAGGAAGAGUAGCUGCUGCCUUGGCAGCAGCUAAUGGGGAUCCAUAAUAAAUACAAAUACAAAUACACAAGCUCACAGAUUGGGACUGCUGAGUGCUGAAGUGUGUAGCGCGUAUAAAUGGUCUGUCCUCGGUUGCAACACUCACUACUGAUUUCCAAACUGCCUCUGGAAGCAACGUCAGCACAAUAACUGUUCGUCUGGAGCUUCAUGAAAUGGGUUUCCAUGGCCGAGCAGCCGCACACAAGCCUAAGAUCACCAUGCGCAAUGCCAAGCGUCAGCUGGAGGGGUGUAAAGCUCACCGCUAUUGGACUCUGGAGUAGUGGAAACGCGUUCUCUGGAGUGAUGAAUCAUGCUUCACCAUCUGGCAGUCUGACAGACGAAUCUGACCUGCCCCAAUACAUAGUGCCAACUGUAAAGUUUGGUGGAGGAGGAAUAAUGGUUUUUCAUGGUUCGGGCUAGACCCCUUAGAUCCAGUGAAGGGAAAUCUUUACGCUACAGCAUACAAUGACAUUCUAGACAAUUCUGUGCUUCCAACUUUGUGGGGAAGGCCCUUUCCUGUUUCAGCAUGACAAUGCCCAUGUGCACAAAGCGAGGUCGAUACAGAAAUGGUUUGUCGAAAUCAGUGUGGAAGAACUUGACUGGCCUGCACAGAGCCCUGACCUCAACCACAUCGAACACCUUUGGGAUGAAUCGCCCAACAUCAGUGCCCGACCUCACGAAUGCUCUUGUGGCUGAAUGGAAGCAAGUCCCCGCAGCAAUGUUCCAAUAUCUAGUGGAAACCUUCCCAGAAGAGUGGAGGCUGUUAUAGCAACAAAGGGGGGACCAACUCCAUAUCAUUGCCCAUGAGUUUGGAAUUGAGAUGUUCGACGAGUAGGUUUCCACAUACUUUUGGCCGUGUAGUGUACAUAGGACUAUGAAACAAAUGCGAUUGAUAUUUUUGACUUAUAGUACUUUUUGGAUUUCCUGAGAAUUGUUCGUGAAUUUUACAAAUGGUAUUUAAUUUACCCUUAAGGAGGGAUACCAAAUGUUAGUUGCGAUUUACUCAUACAUUAAUGACAUGUGAAAAACUGUUUUUGGAUGCAUCCCAAAUGACAUUCUAUUCCCUAGCUACUUAUUGCACUACUUUUGACCAGGGCCCAUAGGGCUCUGUUCAAGAAUCAAAAGUAGUUUACUACAUAGGGAAUAGGGUGUCAUUUGGGACACAACCUCAGUCUCCGGUUUAAUCAUUGGUCUUUCUCCAGAAGAAUAAGUAAUGAAAGGCAUAUAUCAAUAUGGUUGUUGGAACUUGGAUGGCAUAUUUUGAUGCAGAAAACAGCAACAUUUCUAGUCCUGACUGACUAGUGACCCAGACCUAAAUGUAGUAAUGAGUUGUAUACAGUGGGGAAAAAAAGUAUUUAGUCAGCCACCAAUUGUGCAAGUUCUCCCACUUAAAAAGAUGAGAGAGGCCUGUAAUUUUCAUCAUAGGUACACGUCAAAUAUGACAGACAAAUUGAGAAUUUUUUUCCCAGAAAAUCACAUUGUAGGAUUUUUAAUGAAUUAUUUGCAAAUUAUGGUGGAAAAUAAGUAUUUGGUCACCUACAAACAAGCAACAUUUCUGGCUCUCACAGACCUGUAACUUCUUCUUUAAGAGGCUCCUCUGUCCUCCACUUGUUACCUGUAUUAAUGGCACCUGUUUGAACUUGUUAUCAGUAUAAAAGACACCUGUCCACAACCUCAAACAGUCACACUCCAAACUCCACUAUGGCCAAGACCAAAGAGCUGUCAAAGGACACCAGAAACAAAAUUGUAGACCUGCACCAGACUGGGAAGACUGAAUCUGCAAUAGGUAAGCAGCUUGGUUUGAAGAAAUCAACUGUGGGAGCAAUUAUUAGGAAAUGGAAGACAUACAAGACCACUGAUAAUCUCCCUCGAUCUGGGGCUCCACGCAAGAUCUCACCCCGUGAGGUCAAAAUGAUCACAAGAACGGUGAGCAAAAAUCCCAGAACCACACGGGGGGACCUAGUGAAUGACCUGCAGAGAGCUGGGACCAAAGUAACAAAGCCUACCAUCAGUAACACACUACGCCGCCAGGGACUCAAAUCCUGCAGUGCCAGACGUGUCCCCCUGCUUAAGCCAGUACAUGUCCAGGCCCGUCUGAAGUUUGCUAGAGUGCAUUUGGAUGAUCCAUAAGAGGAUUGGGAGAAUGUCAUAUGGUCAGAUGAAACCAAAAUAUAACUUUUUGGUAAAAACUAAACUCGUCGUGUUUGGAGGACAAAGAAUGCUGAGUUGCAUCCAAAGAACACCAUACCUACUGUGAAACAUGGGGGUGGAAACAUCAUGCUUUGUGGCUGUUUUUCUGCAAAGGGACCAGGACGACUGAUCCGUGUAAAGGAAAGAAUGAAUGGGGCCAUGUAUCGUGAGAUUUUGAGUGAAAACCUCCUUCCAUCAGCAAGGGCAUUGAAGAUGAAACGUGGCUGGGUCUUUCAGCAUGACAAUGAUCCCAAACACACCACCCGGGCAACGAAGGAGUGGCUUCGUAAGAAGCAUUUCAAGGUCCUGGAGUGGCCUAGCCAGUCUCCAGAUCUCAACCCCAUAGAAAAUAUUUGGAGGGAGUUGAAAGUCUGUGUUGCCCAGCAACAGCCCCAAAACAUCACUGCUCUAGAGGAGAUCUGCAUGGAGGAAUGGGCCAAAAUACCAGCAACAGUGUGUGAAAACCUUGUGAAGACUUACAGAAAACGUUUGACCUGUGUCAUUGCCAACAAAGGGUAUAUAACAAAGUAUUGAGAAACUUUUGUUAUUGACCAAAUACUUAUUUUCCACCAUAAUUUGCAAAUAAAUUCAUUAAAAAUCCUACAAUGUGAUUUUCUGGAAUUUUUUUCCUUAUUUUGUUUGUCAUAGUUGACGUGUACCUAUGAUGAAAAUUACAGGCCUCUCUCAUCUUUUUAAGUGGGAGAACUUGCACAAUUGGUGGCUGACUAAAUACUUUUUUCCCCCACUGUAGCUGUCAAACGUGUCGUAAGCAAACAUCAUUAUUGAUUUAUGACUGUGGACCUUACAGUUGAUGGAUAGCACUGGAAAGUGGAAACUGUGAGAAGCCCUCAGAGCUUCAGAGAAGUGGUAAUUUAUGAUUGAGGAACUGUGCUGGCGGCUUCUAAAAGUGAGAGACACUUGAAGGUACUUUCUUCCAUGAGAUUGUCGAAAGACACUUCACAGAUCUCAUCUCUCUCCACAAUGUGCCAGAAAAUUCUUCUGCCUUUCGUUCUCACUCUCACCUCUCAAAAUAAGCUAUUUACCAAUUGAGCGCAUCUUCACAAGAAAGGCGCCGCUUGAAUAUGUGCAAUAGAAGAGAAGUUAAAUUUUUUCAAAGAUGAUUUUGGUUGAACAGUUGGAUUUGUUAGUUUGUUGAAAAAUCCAGAAAGAGAAAGAUAUUUAAUGCAUCAUUAGAGAAUCUCGCCACACACACACACACACACACCUAGUAAUGUCAUAACAAGGUUGUGGUGGUCACUAUGAUUUAUUCAACUGUAGUAAUCUUCAACGCCUUUAGGACUCGUGUGAAGAGACUCUCAUUGCAUUAUUUACUGUUGUGUAAUUAUUAUAACAACAUCCCCCUCAGAGCGAGCGUGAGAGAUUAUUAAAAAAACGUUACUGGAGAAACAUACCAGUUUAAUUUGUUUGUUUAGUGUGGCCCUAUCAGUUGGACUUGUUUUAUGACCCUUUAUGAUAGACAACUGUCAGAAACAGCGACAGUGAAAUGCGGUAGGCGAAGUCACACGCAGGACACGGAGCUACUGGAAAUCGUACUUUAAUAUAAGUCGCCAGUGAAAUGAUCAGUCUCCAAACAACGGAGAAAACUAACAACCGGUACACUGUCGAUGACACAAAACAAUAACACACAACACACAAUGCACGACAGAGGGUUAAAUAGGGAAUACAAUACAACAUAAUGGGGAACAGGUGUACACAAUCAGACACAACAAGUCAAACACCGAAACAUAGAUUGGUGGCAGCUAGUACUCCGGGGACGACGAACGCCGAAGCCUGCCCGAUUAGGGAGGAGGAGCAGCCUCGGCUGAAUCCGUGACAACAACACCCUCCCUAGUUGACAGUUGAUAGGAGAUCAACACCCCCCCCCCCCCCCCCCCACACACACUUUGGUGCGAAAAGUACAAAUACAUUCCAGAACAACAGCAAAGGACCUUGUGAAGAUGCUGGAGGAAACAGGUUCAAAAUGAUCUAUAUCCACAGUAAAAUGAGUACUAUAUCGACAUAACCUGAAAGGCCGCUCAGCAAGGAAGAAGCCACUGCUCCAAAACCUCCAUAAAAAAGCCAGACUACAGUUUGCAACUGCACAAAUGGGGACAAAGAUCGUACCUUUUGGAGAAAUGUCCUCUGGUCUGAUGAAAGGAAAAUAUAACUGUUUGGCCAUAAUGACCAUCGUUAUGUUUGGAGGAAAAAUGGGGUUGCUUGCAAGCUGAAGAACACCAUCCCAACCGUGAAGCAUGGGGGUGGCAGCAUCAUGCUGUGUGGGUGCUUUGCUGCAGAAGGGACUGGUGCACUUCAUAAAAUAGAUGGCAUCAUGAGGAAGGAAAUGUAUGUGGAUAUAUUGACGCAACAUCUCCAGACAUCAGUCAGGAAGUUAAAGCUUGGUCGCAAAUGGGUCUUCCAAAUGGACAAUGACCCCAAGCAUACUUCCAAAGUUGUGGCAAAAGGGUUUAAGGACAACAAAGUCAAGAUAUUGGAGUGGCCAUCACAAAGACUUCAAUCCUAUAGAAAAUGUGUGGGUAGAACUGAAAAAGCUUGUGCGAGCAACGAUGCCUAUAACCCUGACUCAGUUACACCAACUCUGUCAGGAGGAAUGGGUAAAAAUUCACCCAACUUAUUGUGGGAAGCUUGUGGAAGGCUACCUGAAACGUUUGACCCAAGUUAAACAAUUUAAAGGCAAUGCUACCAAAUACUAAUUGAGUGUAUGUAAACUUCUGACCCACUGGGAAUGUGAUGAAAGAAAUAAAAGCUGAAAUAAAUCAUUCUUUCUACUAUUAUUCUGACAUUUCAUAUUCUUAAAAUAAAAAUCCUAACUGACCUAAGACAGGGAAUUUUUACUAGGAUUAAAUGUCAGGAAUUGUGAAAAACUAAGUUUAAAUGUAUUUGGCUAAGUUGUAUGUAAACUUCCGACUUCAACUGUAGAUACAUCAAUUGGAUGGACAUGGAAUUUUUUUGAUAGUUUAACACAGUAAUAUUUCCCUCCAAUAGACACGUAGCAGACGUGUUCCUGUCAAACCUCCCCAACUGACCGUAGUAACCUGCCAUUAUACCUGCAGGCAUUACGUUUAUUGUCACAUUUAAGUGUAUUUGUGUUUCGCUGACUCAUCCUGUUGUUGUCUGUUCUUUACCCAGGGGGCCUCAGCUCCUUUAGACAGAACCAUCAGAGUCUGUGUGACCACUCCCUCCACCUCCACGAGAGCCUGGAUGCCGGCAUGGGCGUCAGUGGGGCCUCCGGCCACACGGGGGCGCUACCUCACUCCAUGUCCCUGCCCUCCACGCCGGACAUCGAGAAUGCCGACCUGACGCCAAUCCUGCCCUUCCUCUACCUGGGCAAUGAGCACGACGCGCAGGAUGCCCACACGCUGAAGCGCUACAACAUCGGCUUCGUGCUUAACGUUACCACCCACCUGCCGCUCUACCAUUACGACACGGGCCUCUUCAGCUACAAGCGGCUGCCCGCCACCGACAGCAACAAGCAGAACCUGCGGCAGUACUUUGAGGAGGCGUUUGAAUUCAUCGGUAUGUGGGAAAUUUCUCUAAGUCUAGUCAGUGCAUGGCGGCUUGCCCCACAUGAAAAAGUACUAUAGUGUAUACUAUGGUAGGAAUACUAUAGUAUUCACUGUACUGUUUUUGCGGACAUUUCUGUAGUAUUUACUAUAGUAUUCUAUACUACAACAUUCUAUACUAAAUACUACAUAUGAUUGAGGGAUACUACAGUGGCUGUAUAGUAUUCUACAGUAUACUAUAGUUUACUGUAGUAUUCUAUAGUAAACUGUAGUAUUUUUAUGUGGGUGUACAGUAGAAGUGUACACUGAGUGUACAACACAUUAGGAACACCUUCCUAAUAUUGAGUUGCUCCCCCUUUUGCCCUCAGAACAGCCUCAAUUCGUCGGGGCAUGGACUCUACAAGGUGUCGAAAGCGUUCCACAGGGAGGCUGGCUCAUGUUGACUCCAAUGCUUCCCACAGUUGUGUCAAGUUGUGUAGCCUCCUGUAGCUCAGUUGGUAGAGCAUGGCGCUUGCAACGCCAAGGUUGUGGGUUCGAUUCCCACGGGUGGCCAGUAUGAAAAAUGUAUGCACUCACUAACUGUAAGUCACUCUGGAUAAGAGUGUCUGCUAAAUGACUCAAAUGUAAGUUGGAUGGAUGUCCUUUGGGUGGUGGAACAUUCUUGACACAUACGGGAAACUGUUGAGCGUGAAAAACCCAGUAUCGUUGCAGUUCUUGACACUCAAACCGGUGCGCCUGGCACCUACUACCAUACCCCGUUCAAAGGCACUUAAAUAUCUUGUCUUGCCCAUUCACCCUCUGAAUGGCACACAUACUCAAUUGUCUCAAGGCUUAAAAAUCCUUCUUUAACCUGUCUCCUACCCUUCAUAUACACUUAUUGAAGUGGAUUUAACAAGUGACAUCAAUAAGGGAUCAUAGCUUUCACCUGGAUUCACCUGGUCAGUCGAGGUCAUGGAAAGAGCAUAAUGCAUUGUACACUCAGUGAAUAGGGCAGAGCAGGGCGGGGAUUGCAGUUGGUGGCAGGAUCUCAUUGAAUCGAUUCAGGCCAUAUUAUGAUCGGAGUUAGUCAGUGAUUUAGCUUGGUUGAUACAUGUUCAAAUGGCUUGUUUUUAUCGAUCAGAGGCUGUGUAGGUUGUCUGACUUUUUAAUUAUGGAUUUGUUAGCUCUACAGUUAGUAUAAAGUAUGCACAGUGUAGGUUUUGAGUGAGUGGACUGCAGGGAAAAAUAUGACACAUUAGUUACAUAACUAAAACAUUAAUGUGAUGUUGUCGAAGUCUACUGCAUGUUUUAUGUUGCUAUGAUGAGUUCUAUUCUAAAGAAACUAAAAUGAUUAUCUUUUGCUGUUGAAGUCUAUUUUGUACAAUGUUUCAUGUGCUUUAGCACUAAAACGCUCCUAAAACUCUCCUCUCUUUCCUUUCUUCAGAGGAAGCACAGCAAGCGGGCAUGGGCCUCUUGAUCCACUGCCAGGCGGGCGUGUCUCGCUCGGCCACCAUCGUCAUCGCCUACCUGAUGAAGCACACCUGGAUGACCAUGACAGACGCCUACAAGUUCGUCAAGACCCGGCGGCCAAUCAUCUCGCCCAACCUCAACUUCAUGGGCCAGCUGCUUGAGUUCGAGGAGGACUUGAACAACGGUGUCACGCCGCGCAUCCUCACGCCAAAGCUCAUCGGGGUGGAGACCAUGGUUUAGGAGGACACCGCCAUUCCUGCUUUAGGAGGACAUCCCACAGGCUACUCUUAACAGGCCGAUUCUGAGAGAGAAAUCUUUAUUUCAGAAUCAUGCUCUUUUGGGACUGUCACAGGAGUGCCAAAGUUCUGGGUCACCGGUGAUGAGAUACGCCAAAAAAUCCCAGCUGUUCCGAACUGGCCGGCUUCCCGGAGGAACAGAAGUGUUGGGGGAGAGAAAAUGGUCAGUUGGAAGCUGUCCGUGCAUGACAACGGAGGAGCAAAAACAUGGAAGGAAAGGAAAAUAGAUUAACUAUUUAGAGAGAAAAAAACACCAUGUUCUGUGGGGACUUAGCAGUUUAGCAGUUAGAGAAACUGAACUCUUCAGGCUCACACUAUGCUGUGGCUCACGGUUAAUGUUGCAGGCAGGCUGGGGCUGAGCUGGCCGAGGCGGUGCCUGUCAGAAAAGAUGAAGACUUGUUUGGUGUGUUGAUGUUCUUGUUCUAUUUUUAUAUAGGGGUUUAUGGAAGUGACCAUGACAAGCCCAAAGUGGCUUACUGUGCAAUAAUUUCUGAGUGGAAAUGCGCCUGGGAGCUCGAUCUUAUGUGUAUAUAUGGGUAUUCAAUGACGAUAAAACAUUUCCAGCUCGCCGCUGAUUUGACAUGAAGUAACCUUUUUUUUUGUGUUAAUUGUUGUUGUUAUCGAUUCCGUAUUUUUUGGCACAUACAAUUGAGCUGUUACGUUUGGCACAAAUUAGAUAGACA
Messenger RNA from Coregonus sp. 'balchen', 11204 nucleotides. Lineage: Eukaryota; Metazoa; Chordata; Actinopteri; Salmoniformes; Salmonidae. The record is from the annotation of a GenBank genome assembly.